UAUAAUUUUUAGGUACAGAUAUUAACUUGAUAAAGUAAAGUUGGAACAUUUAGGCAUAAAUGUAAGUUAUUGUGGGCAAUUCCUCACGUAAGAGAUUGAAGGAACCGUGUAAUGGUGUUAACCAUCAACCUUGAAUUCAGUGGAGGUGCUGAACUUCUUUUUGGGAAUGUAAAAAAACAAACUGUUCAAUUGGAAAAACUAGAUUGCAGCGUUAAGGAACUACUGCAAUGGAUAAAAGACAAUCUACUGCAAGAACGCCCAGAGUUGUUCCUUCAAGGAGAAACGAUAAGACCGGGAAUUAUUGUUCUGAUAAAUGACACAGACUGGUUGUUAAUGGGACAGUUGGAUUACAAGUUGGAACAAAAUGAUACGCUCACCUUUAUUUCAACCUUGCAUGGAGGAUAGCAUAUUAUGUUUGUUGUUCAUUUUGCUUUUAAUCGAGAUAAACUUAUCUGAAAGUAUUUGGUGCAAUAAAUAUGAAAUUUUGUUUUACAAAAAUGUUAAACUCCCAGUAAAUUUUUAAAUUGUAACAUAACAUCUUUCUAAAUUUAUAGAAGUUGUAAGAUUGUGUAACAAAUUUUGAGUGAAAAUGGACAUUCCGAAACCCCCAGAUGAGCCUGAGGUGAAAAACAUCAUAGAUAAACUCGCUAAUUUUGUGGCAAGAAAUGGAGUUGAAUUUGAGAACAUGACCAAAUCUAAACAAAGGAAUAAUCCAAAGUUUAGCUUUCUAUUUGGUGGGGAGCAUUAUGGAUAUUAUCAAUAUCAACUCUCUACUGAACAACAAAUCAUGAACAUGCAGCGUAUGAAGAUGAACACCCAGCAAGUUGUCCAGGACCAAAUGGUCAAGCAAUCACUUCAGAACGCACCAUGGCAGCAACAACAAGGAGGAUUCUCCCAAUACCAGGGAGGUUCACCACAGAUGCCUCCAAGAUCUUCACAACCACCAAUGAAUGUCCCACCAUGGCAGCAACAACAAAGGCCACCAUACAUGCCACACAACAACAUGCCUAAUCAACCCCGCCACCCUACCCCAAGUAACCCCAACCAACCAACACUCAUGACCCCGGAACUUGGGAAACUUGAGGAAGAGAUUAAUAAGGAAGAGGAAGAUGUGGAGAAGAAAGUGAAAGACAGCGAGAAUAAUUUGAAACAACAACAUGAGGUGUUAAUGAACAAACAAAGUGAAAAGAUCGAGCAAGCUGUGUACGAUGCGCAAGAUAAUGAUCGUAGAAACACAGCAAGGGACGUUAACAUCUCACUUGAUGCUAUGGAUGAAAUACUUCAACCUAUAAUUGAUUCAUGCACCAAAGACUCAAUUUCAGCCGGUAAAACCUGGAUUCUAAACAAUGGUGUGACUGAAGAAAAAUGUCAAGUUGUUGCAAAACAACUGCUGUGGAGAAUACUGGAAGCUGAAAGAAAAUUAAAGGGUAAAAAGGUGGCUGAUGCUUCUAUGUUCAACAUUCAACUUCAUAUUAUUUAUUUAAUCAACGAUGUAUUACACCACGCUUCACGCAAGAACCUGACACAUCUCGCAAAUUCCUUGGAAUCAGUUAUUGUUCCUUUAUUCUGCACAACACAGUCAUGCGCUGAUCCGGAUAAUCAGUCACGACUCAGCAAAUUGCUUGGCUUGUGGAACAAAUUCAAAUAUUUCAAUAAAGAUACAAUGCAUAAGCUGGAAAACUAUGCAGAAGCUGUGCAAGAAUUUAAGGCGGAUAUGUUGGACCAAUACAAGGAUGUAGUUGAAAAAGUAAAGACUUUAACUCAUGAACAAUAUGAACAAUACAAGAAACAACAUAAUGAAUAUGAGGCUCAUUUAAGAAAACAACUACAAGAUAAAAAGAAUCGGCUGCAUGAUCAAAAACAACAACAUUCAUCAAAUACAAGGAACAAUCGUUUCAGUGAGAGGAGUAUGGAUGACAACCAACCUCCACAUAAUGGUCAGCGAUAUCCUGAAAAGAAGCCACUGCUUGCUGAUCCACCAUGGAGACCAAGGGAGCAAUUUAAUGACAAUGAUUAUAAUUAUGACAGAAGAAUGGAUAAUGAUCCAGGUCCAAGACCAAGGAACCCGGACAUGGAGUUUGGAAUGAGGGGUCCACCACCUGACUGGCAUGGAGAGCCUCGACGAGACCCCAACUGGGAUAACCACCCUGAUACCUGGGGUAAUGAGGGUAAAAUGAGAGGACCCAAUGGACCUUGGAAUAACCAGGGUCCUCCUAAACCUCCAGUUCGUCCAAUAGAGCAAGAUGAUCCAACUCUAAUCCCCCAAGCUCCUUAUUAUGAUCUACCAUGUGGACUCAUGGCUCCACUUGUUAAAUUAGAAGACAUGGAAUACAAGGAGCUUGACCCAUCAAUGAUCCGUCUUCCCCCUCCUAUUCCUCCCAGUGAUAGGUUGAUGGCAGCAGUUGAAGCUUUUUACAGUCCUCCCUCCCAUGAAAGACCAAGGAACAUUGAUGGUUGGGAACACAAUGGAUUAUUUGAAUUUUACCGAGCAAAAGUACGAGCGAAUCGGAAAGCAAAGGAAGGUUACACAAGGUCACGGUCAAAGUCAAGAUCAAGAGAUCGUUCGUAUUCAAGGUCACGGUCACGCUCAUAUUCACGAUCACGUUCAAGAUCAUCAUCAAGAUCCCGAAGCUCCUCACGGUCACGAAGCAGAUCAAGAUCACGUGAUCGUGAACGUGCACCAACUCCACCCAGUUUUGGCAAUACCUCUUUCCAACAAACAAAUGCUGAAGGUAGGUUGGGAGAAGAUAACAGAGGAGCGCAGAUGAUGAAGAGGAUGGGGUGGGGUGGUGCUGGACUCGGAUCUUCGGAGCAAGGGAUACAGGAUCCUGUUAAAGCUGGAGAUACAAGAGAUAAAUAUGAUCAGUUCAAAGGCCUUGGUAAUGAUAUGAAUGAUCCUUAUGAAAACUAUCGUAAAAACAGAAGUUAUGGUUACAUUUCAAAAAUACGAGCAAGAGAUGGUAAGGCUUUGUAUACUGUGUGUUGGUAUAUGAUGCUUAACAAGAAAAAAAUUUUAUUGUUGUUGUAGAAAAAGGCACUUGAAGAUUAUCCGAUUAUACAUGAGAUAUGUCCUUCACACUGAAAAAGGAAAAAAAUGUUCUGGUGCUUUUGUAAUUCAGUUAUUGAAGCAACCAAAUAAAUCAUGCCCCUGUUUCUA
Molecule: messenger RNA, 3157 nt
Organism: Ciona intestinalis (vase tunicate)
Lineage: Eukaryota; Metazoa; Chordata; Ascidiacea; Phlebobranchia; Cionidae
Source: RefSeq, a predicted model, not a curated record